Pseudonaja textilis is the source of this 920-nucleotide messenger RNA. The record is from RefSeq and is a predicted model, not a curated record. NCBI's taxonomy places the organism in Eukaryota, Metazoa, Chordata, Lepidosauria, Squamata, Elapidae.
UCUCCACUCAGGAAGAUAUGGAAAAAUGCACUAAGUGUCCAGAUGAAAAAUAUCCAAAUGAGGACAGAAUCCAAUGUAUCCCCAAAGUUAUAAUCUUCCUGUCUUAUGAAGAACAUCUGGGCAUCAUCCUGGUCUCCUUUGCCCUAUUUGUUUUCCUAAUCACAGGCUUUGUGUUAAUCCUGUUCAUUAGCUACCUAGAAACUCCCAUUGUCAAAGCCAACAACCGGGACCUCUCUUAUAUCCUCCUAGUCUCCCUCCUGCUUUGCUUCUUGUCUCCUCUUCUCUUCAUUGGUCAACCAAGGAAAAUCACCUGCCUUCUCCGACAAACAGUGUUCAGCAUCGUCUUCUCAGUUGCCAUUUCUUCUCUCUUGGCCAAAACCAUCACAGUGGUGCUGGCUUUCUUGGCCACAAAACCAGGAAACAGAGUGAAGAGAUGGUUGGGGAAGAGCUUAGCCAAUUAUAUUAUCCUUUCUUGUUCUGCUGUCCAAAUUGUCAUCUGCUCCAUCUGGCUUUUAAUUUCUCCCCCAUUCCCUGACUCUGACUUCCACUCCCAUCCUGGAUUGAUCAUCCUGCAAUGCAAUGAAAGCUCUGUUAUCAUGUUCUACAUCACACUCAGCUACAUGGGCCUCUUGGCUGCCAUCUGCUUCAUGGUGGCUUUCUUUGCCAGGAAUCUCCCUGGGACCUUCAAUGAAGCCAAGCUGAUCACCUUCAGCAUGCUGGUCUUCUGCAGUGUCUGGGUGUCUUUUGUGCCCACCUACCUGAGCACCAAGGGAAAGUAUAUGGUGGCUGUGCAGGUCUUCUCCAUCUUGGCCUCUAGUGCUGGUCUGUUGGGUUGCAUCUUCAUUCCCAAAUGCUACAUUAUCCUUCUGAGGCCAGAGUUGAAUACAAAAGAGCAUCUUACAACCAGAAGAAAUGUAUAA